Messenger RNA from Parasteatoda tepidariorum (common house spider), 1532 nucleotides. RefSeq lists its product as uncharacterized. The record is from RefSeq and is a predicted model, not a curated record. Lineage: Eukaryota; Metazoa; Arthropoda; Arachnida; Araneae; Theridiidae. Gene Ontology annotation, molecular function: protein binding.
ACUUCUGAGGAACCCACUUGUGGAAAGGGUUCAUUGAAAUAUCAUCCCUCACUAGAUGAUUGGGAAAAUACUGAGGAGAGCUCAUGGAGAUCACGUUCUGAUAAUUUGAAAAAUUCUGAAGGAUGGAGAUCUUCAGAAGAUUGGGGAGAUUUGGAGGAAAGAAGAUCUCCAGAAAAUUGGGGAGAUUUGAAGGAAUGGGGAUCCCCUGGUGAUGAUCUGGAAAAUUCGGAAGAAUGCUCAUCGAAGUCCACUACUGAGAAUAAUUCUGCAUUUUCUGAUGAUUUCCGAUCUAUUGAGGAAUUAACAAAUAUAAAUAAAUCUGGCGAUUUUAAAAAUACAUUCAAUCAAUCUCAAUCUGAAGUAAGUCAGGAGGCUGAUUCUGAAAAUGAAAAGGAUAUCACGAAUAAAGUUAGCAAUAUUAAUUUCAGCAAAGAAAUUGAAACAAUAUACGAUACCUCAAUCAACUUGUCUUCCGAUUUCCUUUCCGCUUUACAAAAGAACUCGUUCACUGAUGUUUCAAUUAAAUGUGGCGACUACGUCCAGCAAGUUCACAAAUUCGUUCUUGCAGCCAGAUCUCCAGUUUUUGAAGCCAUGUUUACCACUCCGAUGGAGGAAAGUGAGAAAGGUGUUGUGACCAUAAGCGAUAUUGAUGCCUCUGUUCUGGAUGAUUUGUUAGCUUUCAUCUACGGUGCUCAAGUCAAAAAUAUAACUCUGACAAAAGCGUGUGAUUUAUUGUACGUUGCAGAAAAAUAUCAAGUCAAAGGGUUAAAAGACAUUUGCACCGACUACCUUAGAUCUUGUCUGUCAAUUCCUAAUGCGAUUCAAAUAUUGCAGUUUGCUGACUUAUAUGAUGAAGAAUUGAAAAAGGAUGUCCUAAACUAUGUCUGUGAGAAUUUCUCUGCUCUAAAAACUACUGAAGAGUGGAAGACAUUGCAGACUCAAAAGCCAAACUUAUCCAUAGAAGUGUAUUCAGUAGUUGUGGAGAAACACGAGGCACUGUUAGGUUCGAAAAACUCCUCCAGUCCUAUGGAAACUCCAUCGUCGAUCGUCAAAACAGACAGCUGGCCAUGAAUUUGACGUUUCUGUACUUUUGUCAACCAAUCUCAAUCCAACAUUUGCGUAUUAUGUAAUCUUCCGCAAUGAUAUUAUAUUAUACCUAUUACAUUCCGUUAUUUGUAUAAAUUUUACACUCAAUUUGCAGAAAUAAUAAUUAUAGAGACAUGAUCACGUCUUUAACUAGCAUUCCGGGAGGGUUUAUUAUUUACUUGUUUUGUAUUAACACUUCCACCAACUUUUCUUUUUUCCGUACUGUGUUAUAAGAUUACCUUGUUACUUUAAAAGAAGAAAAAUAUAGUGACAAAAUUAUUUUGCUUGAAGAAGCAUUGUUGAUUGUACUGUUUAAUCAAAGCAAGCCAGAAUUGAAAUUUUUAUAUUUAAAUUCAAUCCAUGAAAAGAAUUUCACUGCUUAAUUUUAAAAUGAAAUUUUUAUUUCCUUUUUUAGUACGGUAAAAAAUAAAACUUUUUUAAUCCUG